AUGGUUGCCAUCCGAUCCACUCUCUCCGUCGCCGCUCUCGCCGCUGUCGUCCAGGCCGCUGGAAACCCCAUCAUCGCCUCUAUCGCCAACGACGUUGUCGAGGGUAUUGCUGCCGCCAAGACCGACGACUCCCUCUCUGACGCUGAUGCCACCUCCGAGAUCCAGGCUGUUGUUGACAUCGUCACCAACAACCCCGAUGUUGGCGCUCUCUUCACCGCCGCUGUCCCCGUUAUUGCCAUCGGCCUUGACGAGACCAACUUCCCCUCUCUGCUCGACGCUGCCUCCAAGACUCUUGAUGUCUUUGAGGGUUCCGACGACUACAAGAAGGCUGUUGAGGGCUUCAACGCCGCCUUUGAGCACUACGAUGUCCCCCAGGCUCUGUCCAACAUCAUCUCCAACAUCGGUGCCGUUCUCGCCAUUGUUACCCCCUCUCUCCCCUCUCUGACCCCCGAGUUCUCCGACAAGUGGGAGACCGCCACUUCUCGAGUUCUCGAGCUCGCCACCUCUCUUGGUAUCCUCGGUGGAGGAAAGCCCAAGGUUGCUGAGGCCACUUCUGCUGCUGCCGAGGCCACCUCCGCUGCUGCCGAGGCCACCUCCGCUGCUGCCGAGGCCACCUCCGCCGCCGCCGCUCCCUCUUCUUCUGCCGCCGCCGCUAAGGAGUCUUCUGCUGCCCCCGCCAAGGAGUCUUCUGCCGCCCCCGCCAAGGAGUCUGCUGCCCCCGCCAAGGAGUCUGCUGCCCCUGCCAAGGAGUCUGCUGCCCCCAAGGAAUCUGCUAAGGCUUCCGCUGCUCCCGCUGCCGCCUCCAAGGCUCCCCAGCAGGCCAACGGUGCUUCUGCCUUCAACGUCCAGCUCGCCGCUGGUGUCGCCAUUGUUGGUGCCGUUGCCGCUCUCAUCUAA
Yarrowia lipolytica CLIB122 is the source of this 897-nucleotide messenger RNA. RefSeq lists its product as uncharacterized. The record is from RefSeq and is a predicted model, not a curated record. NCBI's taxonomy places the organism in Eukaryota, Fungi, Ascomycota, Dipodascomycetes, Dipodascales.